CAGGAGUGCGUAUAGCUAUAUCCCAUAUCUGAUUCUCAUCCAAUGCUCUCAUUUCACCAUUCAUUGCUGCAUUCCAAUUAGGAUCAUCCUUGGCAGCUUCAUAGUUUUGGGGAAUAGUAACGAGUUCGUAUGAGAAACCAACAUAUUCAUGGAGGCGCACUGGAAUUUGGCCAAGAUUCGAACUGGAAUUUGGCCAAGAUUCGAACGAUUGGAUCGGCGCAGGACUGGCGGCUGUUGUUGCUCAACUAAAGGAGCCGCCUCAGGUGAUGAUUCUGUCCUGGCAGAGGAAGACCCAUGAGACGAAGAAGAAGAAGUCCCAGGUGAAGUGGACUCUCCAUUCGCUGACGGAGAUGAGAAAAUGCCAUGGGACGGAGAGGAGGAGGGCCCAGGUGAGGAUCAGCUGCCUCUCGUUGAUGGAGAAGAAGAAUGAGGAAUGUCCUCCGUCGCAACUGGAGAGAGGGAGACCGAAGAAGAUUCACUUGAAGUAGCUUGAUGAUUGGAUGGAGUAGGUGGAGGGGAAUUAUCCAAGUCCUCCAAAUGCCCUCCCUGAUUAUGAACAGGAGGAUCGGGAGAAGCUUCAAACGUGGGUAAGCUUGUGAGAAACUCCAAUGAUUGUGAAACUUCCUCUUUACUGGUACUAUAAUAUUUAACCUGCUCAAGGAAGAUCACAUUACAAGAUACCCGCAUACGUCGAGCAACUGGUUCAUAACAGAGAUGCCCCUUACGACGAUCACUAUAGCCCACAAAUACACACUUUGCUGUCUUCGGUUGAAGUUUAUGGCGUUCUCUUUUCUGCAGAAGAACAAAGCAGACACAACCAAACACACGCAAAGUAGUAUAAUCUGGAGGAUUCUGAUAAAGAAGUUCAUAAGGAGAUUUGUGAUCCAAAACAGUAGUGGUCUGCCGAUUAAUCAAGUAAACCACAGUGUGCACAGCUUUGACCCACAGUUAACUCGGAACCAAGGCAUGAAACAAUAGGGCACGUGUGAGCUCGAGAACAUGGCGAUUCUUCCUUUCCGCUGCCCCAUUUUGUUGCGAAACUCUAGGACAAGAGAGCUGCGAUAGAAUACCCUGAGAUUUAUAGAAAUACAACAACGGUGUGGUGGUGAAUUCGCCCCCAAUAUCGGACCUGAUGACCUUUACAGUUUUGUUGAAUUGAGUUUGCACCAUGCGGAUAAACUCGGUAGCAAAAGUAAUUAACUCGGAUUUCUGGCACAGCAAAUAGACCCAUGUGUAUCUUGUAGUAUGAUCAAUAAAUAAGGCAAAAUAUU
Linum trigynum is the source of this 1271-nucleotide messenger RNA. The record is from the annotation of a GenBank genome assembly. Lineage: Eukaryota; Viridiplantae; Streptophyta; Magnoliopsida; Malpighiales; Linaceae.